Messenger RNA from Fonsecaea multimorphosa CBS 102226, 1728 nucleotides. RefSeq lists its product as uncharacterized. Lineage: Eukaryota; Fungi; Ascomycota; Eurotiomycetes; Chaetothyriales; Herpotrichiellaceae. Gene Ontology annotation, molecular function: transmembrane transporter activity. Bases 1 to 1728 code for a protein of 575 amino acids. Gene Ontology annotation, biological process: transmembrane transport. The record is from RefSeq and is a predicted model, not a curated record. The transcript is spliced from 9 exons.
AUGGGCAGCACUCAAGACCUAGACCAGGACGUCGAGUCCAGGUUCGAGGAAAAAGAGAGCCCAACAGUGACACGACAUGAACUCAUCGACUUCGAAGAUGAAAAGACCCGCGUCGCCAAAGGUGACGACUCGGACGGACGCGUCAACUGGACUUGGAAACAGGUCGUGGCAACCGUGUCCUUGUGUGGUGUAUAUGUGGGAUCACAAAUCCCACUCUAUUUCGUCGGAGGCUCGCUCAGCUACAUCGCAGCCGACUUGGGCUCUGCUUCCACCGGUUGGCUCCCCGUCUCGAACUCCCUGGCUCUUGCCGCUAUCUGUCCGUUCUGUGGCUAUCUCCAAGAUAUGUUCGGCAAGCGGAACAUUUCCAUCCUGGGAUCGGUGAUGAUCUUGAUUGGCGUCUUGAUCACCGCAACAGCACACACCUUUGCUCAAGGCGUUGUCGGUAUGACAAUUGCCGGCGGUGGGGCUGCUAUUGGAGAGCUUACGGCGCUGGCUGGGACGGCGGAGCUGGUCCCUGUCAAGAAGCGCGGCAUCUAUCUUGCAUGUGUCACCUUUUUCAUCUGCCCAUUCUUUCCAUACGUCUUGUACUCUCAAUUACUCUCUGCCCAUGCGACAUGGCGAUGGGGUCUAUGGAUCACAUUCAUCUAUAACGCAAUCUUCUUCGUCGGGGUCCUGCUUUUCUACUUCCCAGACUCCCAUCUUCUGCGCAAGGGCAAUCUGAGCCGGACAGAAAUCGCGAAGAAAAUCGACUAUGUCGGUGCUUUUCUCUCUAUAACUGGAGUGAUUUUAUUCCUCGUUGCUUUGCAGUCAGGGGGCUCAUCCCACCCCUGGACGAGCGCAUACGUUCUCUGCAUGCUGUUCUUUGGCGCGGCACUCAUAGCCGCUUUCGUUCUAUGGGAGUGGAAAGGGGCCAAGUAUCCCAUGGUUCCGAAGGACCUCUUUGUUGGUCAGCGUGUCGUUGCCAUCGCUCUUGCAGUCGCCUUUGUGUCAGGAAUGAACUUUUACUCGAUGAUCAACUUUGCUCCGCUAACAUACAGCACUGUCUAUAACCCUGAUCCUAUUCAAGUCGGUGUGAAGGGCCUUGGUUAUUCGAUUGCCAUCACCGUCGGUGCCACAGUCAUGAACGCGCUGCUCACAAUCCUGAAAGGGAACAACCGCGAGCUCCUGCUGAUCUCCUGCGUCUUAAUGACUGCAUUUACCGGCAGCAUGGCUGCAGUGAAUCCAAACAACCCGGGACUUGCUGUGGGUCUGGCCACCGUUGCAGGCUUUGGAAUUGGGGGCGUCAUCGUCCCAUCGGCCACGAUUGCAAUGACCGCCUGUCCAGAUUCCCUGAUUGCCACAGCAACGGCGUUAACCCUCACCAUCCGCUUCGUUGGCGGUUCCAUCGGCUAUUCCAUCUACUACAACGUCUUCGAUGAGAAACUCACCCACAAGCUCCCCGAGAGGGUCCUGGCUUUCGCGCUCGAGGCUGGUCUUCCUAAAUCCUCCGCGGCCGCAUUCGUCCAGACGUUUCUUACGGCCCCUGCGAAUGUCACCACUGUCCCUGGGGCCACUCCGGCCGUUAUUUAUGCGGCGACUAUCGGGACGCGCUGGGCAUAUUCGGACGCCUUGUCUUACGUCUGGUAUGUCAGCAUACCAUUUGGCGUUCUGUCCAUUGUCGGAUGUCUCUUGAUCGGAGAUAUCUCCAAGUACAUGACAAACAGAAUUGCCGUCCAGAUUAAGCACUAG